Molecule: messenger RNA, 2063 nt
Organism: Xiphophorus hellerii (green swordtail)
Lineage: Eukaryota; Metazoa; Chordata; Actinopteri; Cyprinodontiformes; Poeciliidae
Gene: tm4sf4
Product: transmembrane 4 L six family member 4
Exons: 5
Coding region: 188-808 (206 amino acids)
Cellular component (GO): membrane
Source: RefSeq, a predicted model, not a curated record
AAGCAUCGGCAGUCAUCAGUAGGAAGGCAGGUGAAGCGGCAGCAUCAUUCUGAGUCCAGAUAUUUCUAAACUAGAGCUGCAAGAAGUUAGGAGUCGUCUUUCUGAAGCGGGCACAGCCUGGACUGUAUCUAAAUCUCUGAAUAUUUCAGACGAGUCGAGGCCCGGCGAUUGAAGCUUCGUUGUCAGAAUGUGUUCGGGCGGCUUCGCUAAAUGUCUGGGCAUCAGCCUGAUGCCUCUCGCCAUCGUGUGUGUGCUCUGCAACAUCCUGCUCUUCUUCCCCGGCGGGAAGGUUGUGGAUAAGGACAACAUCACAGACGAGGUCUGGUACUUUGGAGGCCUAUUGGGAUCUGGUGUGCUGAUGAUCUUCCCAGCUCUCGUCUUCCUGGGUUUGAAGAACAAUGACUGCUGCGGUUGCUGUGGAAACGAAAGCUGUGGGCGGAGAUUUGCGAUGCUGAGCUCCCUACUGUUUGCAGCUGUUGGUGCGCUUGGUGCAGGUUACUCAGUUGUAGUUUCAUGUGUAGCUAUCAACAAGGGGCCGCUCUGUUUUGUAGUUGACCCUCUGGACGUCAACCAAACAGAAUGGAAAUACCCUUUCGACAAUGGAGACUACCUGAGGAACCACACUCUCUGGAGUGAGUGCAAAGAGCCAACAAAUGUGGUUUCCUGGCACCUGGGCCUGUUCUGCGUGCUGCUGGUGAUGGGUUUAAUCCAGAUCGCUCUGUGCGCCGUGCAGGUGAUAAACGGCCUGCUGGGGGCGCUGUGUGGAGACUGCUGCGGCUGCUGCGGAGGGAGCGAUGGAGCCGUAUAAGCGCCUCCUGUGGAUGAAGACAGAUGGCUGCCCCAUAUUUAUUCUCCUUCCUCAGGAUGACUUUUAUGCAUCAUCUAACUGCUGAAGAGCUUAUUGAUUACAGUGUGUCGUCUGAAAACACUGCAAAAAUGACAGAGCUCUUUUUACGUUCUUAGUUUACUUUCUUCUUGCAGACUCUUAUGACUAUGUAUUAUUACUAUUAUUGAUAAUAUAAAGGUGAAUCUGCUGUAUAUUGUUAUUUUCUGAUUGUCUAUCUGCUAUAUGUAUUUAUUUCGUUUCAUGGCUUUGUUGUUUGUUUUUAUUUUCUCCCCAGUUGCUCCUAGACAUUAAUGCUUUAUGAAGUAACAUGACUGCACCCUUGUGGGCUUCAUUCGCAAAAGAUUUUAUUGUACUUUACAUAGUAAUUAUUGCAGUUUUUCUCAGUCACUUUGGUGCAUUUCUCUCUUUGCAAAAACAUAAGAACAUUCUCAGAACAAUUUGUACAAACCGUAAAACACCAUGGAUUAACUGCAAAUGUCAGUUUAUUUUUCAGAAUCCUUAGUUUAUAACUCAAAAAUUAAAUAUUUGCAUCAACAAACAUGUUUGGAUAAAAUUCACAUCUGCUCUUUUACUGUAAUUUUUGACAGAUCAUGUUAUUGUGAAAAGACAGUCCUGCAUAUUAAGAUUUACAUGACAAAUUUACGCUUAAAUGUUGUGGAGUUUCAGAAUAUUUAAUAGAAAGCUACAUAAAUACUUUUGAUCAGCAUGAUAACAUGAUGACGAAUCAUGUUAUCAGAAUUUCAAAUCUGUUCUGAGAAAUGAAACAAAACAGAGAAAAAUGUAAAAAAUAAAUAAAAAUAAAAUUAAAAAAGGUUUUGUCUGAAUAUGCUGUAGUAACAGAAAUUUCAUGCAUUUACUUUAUUCUCUUAUUACAAAUUUGGGAUAUUAUUGGAUUUCUCUUUUACAUACAUAAUGCUGCAUUCCAGUUACACUUUAAACUGGGAAAUUUCGAAAAUCAACUGGAACGCCCUCUGAAGUCAGAUUUUCCAUUGGGAAACUGGGCACCACUCUCCCAGCUAGGAUUUUUAAGGCGAACUUCCCGUUUCAAUAUGGCUGCUCCUCACAUCUACUGUAAUAUGAUGCGGUGGAAACGUGUUUAUUUUACAAGACUCAAGAUGUAAAAGUGCGUCUAAAUAAUGCACAAUUCUACAUGUAACGCCUUCAACUCUAAACUGAAAACUCGUGGUGUUUGCUGAUGGAAAAUAAAGCUUAAAAC